This is a messenger RNA of Etheostoma spectabile (orangethroat darter), 4151 nucleotides long. Its product is annotated as myosin heavy chain, fast skeletal muscle. The record is from RefSeq and is a predicted model, not a curated record. Gene Ontology annotation, molecular function: microfilament motor activity; ATP binding; actin filament binding. Lineage: Eukaryota; Metazoa; Chordata; Actinopteri; Perciformes; Percidae. The transcript has 30 exons. The coding region runs from base 125 to 4123 and encodes 1332 amino acids. Gene Ontology annotation, cellular component: myosin filament; cytoplasm; myosin II complex.
UAAUGAAAAUAGAAACAUUUGUUGACUGAAUCUUGUCUUUACACAUACUCUAACACGAAAAACUGUUUUCAACAGAUUUGGUGAAUACCGUUGACAGAGAGGCGUUCAGACAUCAGCCGCCACCAUGAGUACGGACGCGGAGAUGGCCAUUUAUGGCAAAGCUGCCAUUUACCUUCGUAAGCCAGAAAGGGAGAGAAUUGAGUCUCAAAGUGCACCAUUUGAUGCCAAGACUGCCUGCUACGUGGCCGAUGUCAAGGAGCUGUACUUGAAGGCCAAAAUCCUCAAGAAAGAUGGUGACAAAGUCACCGUUGAAAUCCUGGACACUAAAGAGGAGAGGACAGUGAAAGAAGCUGAUGUCCAUCCAAUGAACCCUCCCAAGUAUGACAAGAUUGAGGACAUGGCCAUGAUGACCCAUCUCAAUGAAGCCUCUGUGCUGUAUAACCUCAAAGAGCGUUAUGCAGCAUGGAUGAUCUACACCUACUCUGGGUUGUUCUGUGCCACUGUGAACCCCUACAAGUGGCUCCCAGUGUAUGAUGCUGAAUGUGUAGCAGCCUAUAGAGGCAAGAAGCGUAUGGAGGCUCCACCCCACAUCUUCUCUGUCUCUGACAACGCUUUUCAGUUCAUGCUUACUGAUAGGGAGAACCAGUCUGUCUUGAUCACUGGAGAAUCUGGUGCUGGAAAGACUGUGAACACCAAGCGUGUCAUCCAGUACUUUGCAACAAUUGCAGUUGGUGGACCAAAGAGGGACGCAUCAAAAGGGUCACUGGAGGAUCAGAUUAUUGCAGCCAAUCCCCUGCUGGAGGCCUACGGUAACGCCAAAACUGUGAGGAAUGACAACUCUUCUCGUUUUGGUAAAUUCAUCAGAAUCCAUUUCGGCGCAACUGGCAAACUGGCUAGUGCUGAUAUUGAGACAUAUCUGCUGGAAAAGUCUAGAGUGACAUUCCAGCUUCCUGAUGAAAGAGGCUACCACAUCUUCUAUCAGAUGAUGACUGCACACAUACCUGAGCUGAUUGAUAUGGCCCUCAUCACCACCAACCCCUACGACUUCCCCAUGUGUAGCAUGGGUCAGAUCACUGUGGCCAGCAUUGAUGACAAAGUUGAGCUGGAAGCCACUGAUAAUGCCAUUGAUAUCCUGGGCUUCAGCAGUGAAGAGAAGGUAAGCAUCUACAAGAUGACUGGUGCUGUGCUCCACCAUGGUAACAUGAAGUUCAAGCAGAAGCAGCGUGAGGAGCAGGCUGAGCCUGAUGGCACAGAGGAGGCUGACAAGGUUGCUUACUUGCUGGGUCUGAACUCCGCUGACAUGCUCAAGGCUCUGUGCUAUCCCAGAGUGAAGGUCGGAAAUGAGUAUGUCACCAAGGGACAAACUGUACCUCAGGUGAUGAACUCCGUGACUGCCCUGGCCAAGGCUGUCUAUGAGAGGAUGUUCUUGUGGAUGGUCGUUCGUAUUAACCAGAUGUUGGACACUAAACAAGCACGACAGUUCUACAUUGGUGUCCUGGACAUUGCUGGUUUUGAAAUCUUUGACUUCAACACCUUGGAGCAGCUGUGCAUCAACUUCACCAAUGAGAAACUGCAACAGUUUUUCAACCACACCAUGUUUGUCCUGGAGCAAGAGGAGUACAAGAAGGAGGGUAUUGUCUGGGAUUUCAUUGACUUUGGCAUGGAUUUGGCUGCAUGCAUUGAGCUCAUCGAAAAGCCCAUGGGCAUCUUCUCCAUCCUUGAAGAGGAGUGCAUGUUCCCCAAGGCCACAGACACAUCCUUCAAGAACAAGCUGUAUGACCAGCAUCUUGGCAAAAGUAAAGCAUUUGAGAAGCCUAAGCCCCCCAAGAAAGGCAAGGCUGAGGCCCACUUCUCCCUGGUGCACUACGCCGGUACUGUGGACUACAAUAUUAUUGGCUGGCUGGAGAAGAACAAGGAUCCACUGAAUGACUCCGUCUGUCAGCUCUACAUGAAAUCCUCAGUGAAAGUGCUGGCUAUCUGCUUCCCUCCUGUUGUUGAGGAAACUGGUGGCAAGAAGGGAGGCAAGAAGAAGGGUGGUUCUAUGCAGACUGUGUCUUCACAGUUUAGGGAGAACUUGGGCAAGCUGAUGACUAACUUGAGGAGCACCCAUCCUCACUUUGUGCGCUGCCUGAUUCCCAAUGAGUCAAAGACUCCAGGUCUGAUGGAGAACUUCCUGGUCAUCCACCAGCUCAGGUGUAACGGUGUGCUGGAGGGUAUCAGAAUCUGCAGAAAAGGUUUCCCCAGCAGAAUCCUCUAUGCUGACUUCAAGCAGAGGUACAAGGUGCUGAAUGCCAGUGUCAUCCCAGAGGGCCAGUUCAUUGACAAUAAGAAGGCUUCAGAGAAGCUGCUUGGGUCAAUUGAUGUUAAUCACGAUGAGUACAAAUUCGGGCACACCAAGGUGUUCUUUAAGGCCGGUCUUCUGGGUGUCCUUGAGGAGAUGAGAGAUGAAAAACUGGCAACUCUGGUAACCAUGACUCAGGCUUUGUGCCGUGGUUACCUCAUGAGAAGAGAGUUUGUGAAGAUGAUGGAGAGGAGGGAAUCCAUAUAUACCAUCCAGUACAAUAUCCGCUCAUUCAUGAAUGUCAAACACUGGCCAUGGAUGAAGGUGUACUACAAGAUCAAGCCUCUGCUGAAGAGUGCUGAAACUGAGAAGGAGCUGGCAAAUAUGAAGGAGAACUACGAUAAGAUGAAAUCGGACUUGGAAGCUGCCCUGGCCAAGAAGAAGGAACUGGAAGAGAAGAUGGUGUCCCUUCUGCAGGAGAAGAAUGAUCUGCAAUUGCAAGUAGCAUCUGAAUCAGAGAAUCUGAAUGAUGCUGAAGAGAGAUGUGAGGGACUUAUCAAGAGUAAGAUUCAGCUGGAGGCCAAACUCAAAGAGAUAAAUGAGAGACUGGAGGAUGAAGAGGAAAUCAAUGCUGAGCUCACUGCCAAGAAGAGAAAGCUGGAGGAUGAAUGCUCUGAGCUCAAGAAGGAUAUUGAUGACCUGGAGCUUACCUUGGCCAAAGUGGAAAAAGAGAAACAUGCCACAGAGAACAAGGUGAAGAACCUGACUGAGGAGAUGGCCUCUCAGGAUGAGAGCAUUGCCAAGCUGACCAAGGAAAAGAAAGCCCUUCAGGAGGCUCAUCAGCAGACUCUUGAUGACCUGCAGGCAGAGGAAGACAAAGUCAACACUCUGACCAAGGCCAAGACCAAGCUUGAGCAGCAAGUGGAUGAUCUUGAGGGUUCUCUGGAGCAAGAGAAGAAGCUCCGUAUGGACCUUGAGAGAGCCAAGAGAAAGCUUGAGGGUGAUCUGAAACUGGCCCAGGAAUCCAUCAUGGAUCUUGAGAAUGACAAGCAGCAGUCUGAUGAGAAGAUCAAAAAGAAGGACUUUGAAAUCAGUCAGCUGCUUAGCAAGAUUGAAGAUGAGCAGUCACUGGGUGCUCAGCUUCAGAAGAAGAUCAAGGAGCUACAGGCUCGUAUUGAGGAACUGGAGGAGGAGAUUGAGGCUGAGCGCGCUGCUCGUGCCAAGGUUGAGAAGCAGAGAGCCGACCUCUCCAGGGAACUUGAGGAGAUCAGUGAGAGGCUGGAGGAGGCCGGUGGAGCCACCGCUGCUCAGAUUGAGAUGAACAAGAAGCGUGAAGCCGAGUUCCAGAAGCUCCGUCGUGAUCUUGAGGAGUCCACUCUGCAGCAUGAAGCCACUGCUGCUGCUCUUCGCAAGAAGCAGGCUGACAGCGUUGCUGAGCUGGGAGAGCAGAUCGACAACCUCCAGCGUGUAAAGCAGAAGCUUGAGAAGGAAAAGAGUGAAUACAAGAUGGAGAUUGAUGACCUCUCCAGCAACAUGGAGAAUGUCGCUAAAGCAAAGGGAAAUCUUGAAAAGAUGUGCCGUACUCUUGAGGACCAACUCAGCGAACUGAAGACCAAGAAUGAUGAAAAUGUCCGUCAAAUCAAUGACUCAAAUGCACAGAGAGCACGUCUCCUGACAGAAAAUGGUGAGUUCAGCCGUCAAAUUGAAGAGAAAGAAGCUCUUGUCUCCCAGCUGACCAGAGGCAAACAGGCAUUCACACAGCAGAUUGAGGAGCUGAAGAGACAGAUUGAAGAGGAGAUUAAGGCCAAGAAGCUUUCCCAUGGACUGCAUCAGCCCCCCUGACGUGAUCUGCUGGGAGCAGUUUGAUGAG